CAAGGGAACGCUGUUCAAUAGGCUUCAAAGUGAUUCAGUCAUGGCACAACCGUGGCUGUGGCCACAUGUAAUAUACCCUGUAGCUCUUUAAAGAGGAUUAGCCUUAGAUCAGGGACAGCAUUCAUUGCUGGAUUUCAUGUAAAGUAGAGUAUGCUAAUGAAAUGGUAAUGUCUACAGCAAACAUUGCAUAAUAUUGUAAACUCUCAAAAUUGAGCAUUGUGUCAUGAUAUCUCUGCUGGAAGUCUAACUUUUAUAUUCCAUUUAUUGCUUGGAGAAAAAAGUGAAGUUUUUAGUAUUGCCACAAUCUCUCAAUAGGAAAUAAGGAUCUGGUUUGCAGUCUUACAAGUGAAGUUUAAAACAAACGUUUGAAAGUAACUUUUCAAACGUUGAUGAAUGCUUUAUAACAAUGUCCUAGCUCUCCAGCAGAGAGAAAACCCACCGCAUCUUAAAACAGCUUCAUUUGGGUUCUCUGUAACAAGCACGGUCUUGGUUCAAUACUGCAUCCCUGCCCUGCCUGCCAUUCUGUUGCUCUGGGUGGUACGUUUGGGCUUAUACGUGUGUCAGCAUCAGUCUUGCAGAGAUGCAGUAUUUCUUGUAAACAUUUCUGAGCCAUUUCAUCUUUUAAAGGCAGUUUCUGUCUGUAUGUUAGCUUCCACUGGCAGUCCAGUAGUCUUGAUGUGGCUCUUGUCCAGUUUUAUGCCAGUUUUUUGAACGUGUGAAGAUGUACAUAGUACAUGUGUUUAAAAAGCCCCAAAACUUCAAGGGAGCCAGAAAUUCAAACUGUCUGUUUUGAGAUGUUGAAGGGAUUUUAUUUGUAGAAGGCCUUGAAUACCUCUGAGAAAUCUGUUCUGCUGUGAGCACUGGGCCUCCUCUGUAAGCCUCUGUUGAGAAUGCAUGGUAUGAUGUUUAUUAUGCCCAGAUUUAUCUUCAUAUUUGGUGCUGUGCAUGUGUAUGCUUCCCAGGGCAUGUGGCAUCCUGAUAGGCGAUUGUGGCCUGGGCUUUGACCCCAAAGCAGCACAUUCAAAAAAGUGCCCCAUAUAAAACACAGUGAUGGACUUCAGGUAGCCCGACAGGCCAUUUUGCUUCUGUGAUGAUUUGAAGUGCCUCCUGCCCAUGUGCUGGGGAUUGGAGCCUGAGGAAAGCCUUUGGGAAGAAGAUGCUUCUGGCUUCCUUUUCAAAAUGUCAGCUUUCCUUGCUUAAUAGUUUUCUCCUGGCACAACUCCACGGUUUAGGAUUUUGUCGCUUCAGGAUUUUUUUUAUUGGUGAUGGUGGCUUGUUUUAUUUAUCUAUUUCUUAUUUUGGUGUUCGGAAGAUUCUUUCUCUAUAGACGUAGAGGGCUGGUGAUACAUAUUCAUGAAAGAGAAGUCCUCCUGGCCCUUGCUCACACUGACAAAGACUCGGCUGUUUCACACGGCGAGCUGUGCAGAAUUGUGUGGGGCCUGCCUGACCAGAUUAGAGCAAACAGCAAGCUUAUUCCUCCCGUCGUUAGGCCUCGCCUGCCUAACAAUUUCCCCAAUUGUCAUUUUGACAAGGCUGUCAUUAGAUGAUGGCUUCUUUUGGCCAUUUUCAGAUAAAGAUAAUUUCCUUAACUUCCAUUUUAUUUGACAACAAGUAGUUUGUGAGAGAAAGGAAGUGCUUCAGUGGUUUAUGGAUUAAGGGUUUGUCACUUCAAAGGCAUCUUUGAUCUAAAAAUAUGUGCUGUACCAAAUUCAUUAUGUCUUUCUUUCUCUCUCUCUUUUUUUUUUUUUUUUUGGACUUUUUAAUUUAUUGAUCUGCCCCUCAAUUAUUCCUUUUUUUUUUUUCUUUUUUUUCUUUUUUGCAUCCCCUAGCAGCACACAACAGAGCAGAGAUGAGGGGAAAGAGCCCAGAUGGCACCUCUGGGAAGUCACCAUCAGGACAAAACAACAGGUGCUUUGCAUGGGCACCACGCUCCAGCCCCACAGCCCUGCCUGCCCAGUGUCCACACCGUUGGGUGUCAGGCCUGGUUAUCAGCUGGGACAAGGGAGCCUGUGUGUGGCAGGGAGUGGAUUCAGGCCUGGCCACCUCACGGCGGCACCUGGCAGAGGUGGCUCUGCCAUCAGGGUGGGCCUGUGCCAGGGGGGUUCAUGCCUGGGUGCAGCUGUUUCUGUGGGGACUGGGGGUGUACUGGGAGGGCACAGGGCUGGGGAUGGGCUCCUCAAUGCCUGUGGGAGGCACUGAGUGCACUUUGGACCCAUCUCUGCAUUUAGUGCGGAUAGAAUUCUGUUGUUCUAUCCAUGUAAAUCCAUCACUGCAGCCCAUUACUCUAGUCUCACGCAGGCUUAGCCAAGGCUGGGAUUUGUCCCGUAUCCAUAUUAAUAUCCUUUCUAAUUACCUCAGUGCUUUCUGUUGUGCUGCCUCGCAUUGCACCCGGGCAGAUAACCGUCCCCUUGCUGCUGGAGGCUGUUCUUGAUCCCAUUUCUAAACAGAAGCACUUCUGCUCAGCACUGACUGGGGUAGCUGUGCAGAGGCUGCCUUUUUUUUUUCCCUUUUGCCUGCUAAUUGGCUGAGACCACCAGAAUUUGGAGGACACAGAUGUCACUGAUAGUUUGCCUAGGGAGCACAUUCAUGCCCAUCUGUUGCAGUCUAGAAGGCUGUUCAUAUAUCCACAAGGCCUUCAUUUAAUUCUUGUCAGAAAGUAAUGUAAAUCCAGUUUACCUCAGAGGUCACAGCCAAGAUUUAUGCCAAUGAGCCCCCUGCAAUUUACACACACUGUAGUUGUAUAGGAUGAAAAGAAAGCCUUUCAUGUUGGUGCAUAUUAACAAGAAAGCUUGCCUUAGGAGAGGCUCUUUGAUUGAGGUUCUUCCUUAUUUUAAUACAGCCAAUGCCAGUUGGUAUAUGCAGCUUUACCAAAAGAAAACAUCUCAUCUUUAAGCCAGAGAAGUAAAAUAAAUAAAUAAAUCCCCUAGCAAAUGAAUUUUGUUGUUGUUUGGUCAUCAUCUUGUCUCUCUCAUGUGGCAGAGCCUCCGCGUACUGGGAAGCAAGAUAAAUGCUCUAGGGAAGCACAAGUGUGUAUAUAUUGAAGCAGGGAACCGGAUUUUCUGUAGAGGGUAAUAUUAACUCAGUUGGUGAUACCUUUGCUGUGAGACUAGAUCAUUUUAAGCAACCUUUUCUGCUUUUUCUUUUUCCUCAAGUUGCCAAAUCUGAUAACAAAGCUGAGCCUGUUAUUUGGGGCACAGGUAAUGGGGAGGAUUGCAGAAAACUCAUGCACAAAUCCAUGGGAUGGGGAGCAGCUGGGGGUGCCCUGGACUUGUGUGCUCACUACUAUGUGCUGAGGGAAAAAGAAAUGUUCAGGCUCUCUCUUACGGACAGAAACUGAUAGUUGCUUGGAAAGGCUGGCAUAGAAAAAUAUUGCACAAGGAUGGAUCAGGGUAUGCAAAUGGAUUUCAGAGUUGGUACCUCAAUGAGGAUGCUCUUUUCAUGUGUAUUAGUUCUAUGCCAAGGGGUGCUACUGCUAAAGCAAGCUAUUCCUUCCUGGCAGAUGCUCAAAGCUCAGCCAGUCCUCCUCACUGCAGGUACAGAGCAUGUGGGCUUUCUUCUUUGCAGCCUGACCAGUGGGUUUUGCUUUUGGCCCAUGCUUUCAAAUGUUACAGGCAUGAUGAUCAGGAUCACUGGCACUGUGUCAUAAUGACUGGAGUGGUUUGGGAUUAGGAGGGUGGAGAGCAAGGCAUGGCUGCCAUCUAAAUUAAAACAGGACUCGUACUCAAAGUUCCAGCGUAGCACUUAAAAUAAUUAAAAUGUUUAUUUGAAAGUCAAAACAGCCUCAGUCAUAAAUAACUACCCUGUCCUCAACUGAUUGUGUUGAGUCCCAACUGAGCACUCUGGGAAUAAGGUUGAUUUGCUCCCUGUUGGGAUUAAUCCAUAAAUGUAGCCUCUGUGUGGAACUCAUCAGGUCUUUGCUUCCUCUUCAUUAGUCUCUCUGGAAUUGGAGGGUAGCCUGAGCAAGAUGGAAAUUAGGAUAAUAUAUUUUCAGAGAGAAAAGGUCUGAUGAUCUCUAAUUUGUGUUUCAGGACAAUAAUGCUAUGGAAAAUUUCCCAAAUAAUUUUGUCUGAGAAACAAAUGGUUGUUAUGCUUGCUGUAUUGAAUGCAUCAAUUAUGCUUUCUCUUUCCUUGAGCCUCUGAAGCUAAUUGUAAUUUUAAACUGGCCCAACUGACUCCCAGGCUCCCUUCUAUCCACAGUAUAACUUAAAAAAUUCCUUUCUCUUGACAGACCUUUUGGUCUUCUAGCCCAAGGGCUCUGAAGUGUCAUAGUAUGGCCCAUUUCUUAUUAAAGAGAUCGUUUCCCUGUGGCCCACCCAGACCUUCCCUCCUUCCUCCCCUCCCUCCCUCUUGUUCUGAAUCCCAGCUCCCAUCAGAGACAACUGCAGCAACAUGCUGCCCCUCUCCCUGAGAUCUUUGUACUUUUGGUCAUCAUACUUGAUGCAAGAAGUUACUGUAACCCAAACUCCAGCCAGAAAUGGCAUAGAUGGUUAUUUCCAUCAUUUCUGCUUUAAAUUACAUUGAUUGCCCCAAUCUUCACUGUAAUGUAAAACGGUCUUUAUUACAUGUUUUGAAAGUGGCAGCCAAAGUUUUUUUGGUGAUGUGUCCUUAGAAAGCACUUUUCUCUAGACAGCUGUGCAGUCAUUUUUGGCCCUACUUUUAGUUUUCAGCAUGACCUCCCCUCAAAGUGCUGCUUUUUGAGAUGUAUCGGUGCUGACAGAAAGCCAACUAGUGACUGUCACAGGGCUCACCAGAACUCUGCGCUGGUUCUGCUGCUCAGCUCUGCUCUCAGGUCCUGCUUUUGCCACACGCUGCCCGCAGGGUUGUUUUCAUCUCCCAGCUGCCACGCAGUGCUGCAGCUGUUACUAAACACAGCUUACAGCGUGCAUCUGUGUAAAGGAUGCUGCUGCAGUUUAAAGCUCUCUGGUGCAUUUUCAGCUGAUUUUAUGAUGCAAGUCAUUGCCCCCAGUGAUGGGUCUCAAAAGGCUGUCUUGCUUCUGAGUGCUACCGUGCAGUUUAUUGCACUGGUCUGUGUGGUUCCACCAUUGUUGUUCCUGCUGCUGUAAAUCGCUAUUUACUGCACUAAGUGCCCUCGCUGUUUAUUUAGUUCUUUGGAAAAACGUACUUGAAGAAAAACCUCUCUCUUGCCGCCUUGCCUAUAUCCCUGUUACGGAUCCAGCAGUUUCCCGCAGGUCCCUCCACCUGGAAGGAGCCCUCUCUGCUGGAGCAGCCAAGAGGGAGCAGUGGCCAUGAACACCUGCGGCUCGGUGGCUGCACUGCUGCAGGACUGCGAGCGCUCGCUGGCUGCGCUGCUGUCAGCCAAGGCGGACAUCCACGAGGAAGAGGAGCAGGAGGAAUACCGGCGGCACCAAGCAUUGCUUCCCGAUGACUUGAAGACCCUUCUGGAGGAGGCGAAGGAAAUGAAGUGGCCCUUUGUGCCAGAGAAAUGGCAGUACAAGCAAGAUGUGGGCCCAGAGGACAAAACGAACCUGCAGGAUACGAUCGGCACCAGGCUCCCCGAUCUACUGGUUUAUUUGAAAGCUUCCAUCAUGGUCAAGGAUUGUGUGACAGCAGCUGCUAUUGUGUUCUUGAUUGACCGGUUCCUGUACUGGAUUGAUGCCUCAAGCAAACUCCUGAAGAUCGCCAAGGGCUUACACAAGCUGCAGCCCACCACGCCGAUCGGUCCUCAGGUGGUCAUCCGCCAGGCUCGCCUUGCCGUCAAUGCAGGUAAACUUUUAAAAGGGGAAUACAUCCUCAGCAGCCUUAUUAAUGACAAUGGAGCAACAGGUACCUGGCAAUAUGCUAAGGAAAGUGAUAGGAUCCUUGUUCAGUCGGUCUGCUUACAAAUCAGAGGACAGAUUCUGCAAAAGCUAGGGAUGUGGUAUGAGGCAGCAGAGUUAAUUUGGGCUUCAGUUGUGGGAUAUUUCAAACUUCCUCAACCAGAUAAAAAGGGAAUUGCUACUUCCUUGGGUAUUCUGGCAGAUAUAUUUUCUUCUAUGAAUGAGAAGGAUUAUGUACGUUUUAAAACCAAUGCUGCAAUUAACCUGACCCUUCUUCAGGAGUCCAGCCAUCGUUUGCUAUCAGCUGCUGAAGCCUGCAAAUUAGCAGCAGUCUACAGCCAGUAUACCCCACUGUUUGUGCUCACAGCUGUGAACAUCCGUGGAGUGUGUUUGCUGUCAUAUAGUCACUCCAAAGACUGUCCCCCAGAAAGGAGGAAGUUCUACUUGUCUGAAGCCAAGGAAUCCUUUGAGAUCGGCCUCCUCACCAAGAACGAUAACAGUCGUGUCACCAGCAAGCAGGAGCUCCAUAGUUUUAUUAAAGCUGCUUUCUGCCUCACAACUGUGCAUCAAUGGUUCUAUGGGGAGAGUGAGAAACUCCAUGAGGUUUAUCAACUUUGUAGAGAAGCCAUAGAAAAACUGCAUACUUACAGCACUUCAUUUACAGAAGAGGAAGAGAAAGGAGUGCUUGCGGAAGAGAUCAUGUCUCUGAUUACAUCUGUUAAGAAGCUCCUACAAGUGGAAAGCUUUCCUAAUUCUGAUGCCAGGUCUUAUGUGCCAGACAGUUAUAAAGGGGCAGUGGAAAAACCUGUCCUGCAAGGGGAAGCCAACUUUGAGAAAAUCCUUGCCAUGAAUUCUCAGCAUCAUCUGUCAGUGUGUGAAGUGUUUAAAAAUCCUUGCAGAAUUAAUAAAAACACACUGGGAGAAACCCCCAUGGGGGUUUGUAUCACAGCUUUAAAAACAGAAACCAAAAAUACAGACACCAUGUGUACCACUGAAGACAUAGUAUACCAGAGGAAGGGUGCUGGAAAAAUGUUUAGUACACCAAAAGUGGGAAGUAGAUCAGAGAAGCUCAGUAGCCAAACAAGAAACAAACAGAGCAGUUCUGAUGUGAGUAAUAUUUCUAUUGAAAAAGGGACCGAAUCAUUAGAAAGAGUAAUAAUUGAUGAAAACAAUGUUUUCAACAGACGGCAAAACAGAAGUCAAACCACUUCUUCAGAGAAUGCCUGGUGCAAGCUGUCACUGUCAAGUUGCUCUUCCAGCUGGGAGGAACUGAACUGUAAUAGCAGCAAAGAGUUACCCGAUGGAGGACAGCAACAAGAAAAGGGCUCAGUGGAGGAGCAGUGCUGCACAACAGAAACAGAUGAAAAUGGUCAAGCUGCUUCCAUGCACUCAUUGUCACCCAGAACUCAGUAUACUUCUCCUCGAGAGCUUUCAUAUAGUUGUUUGAGGUCACCUCAGCCUUUCUUAGAGGUAGACACAGCCCUAGCUAGAAGGCUCGGGGAGAAGGCUUCUCUAAGGGGAGCAAAGCUGAGAGAGGGAGACAACCCUUCAGGAGGGAAAGCAGAGACGAAUAACACAGCUCUAGAGAACAACUCGGUUACUUCCCUCACCGCUCCUUCUUCCUAUCCUGCCAGGAUGGAGGAGGAGGAGGAGUGUUCUUCCUCCUCCUGGGCGGAGCUGGAGCCCUGGGUGAUGGCCGACCGACCGAUGGGCGCAUGCUGCAGCACCACGGACAGCGCCAGGGCGGGCCACCUCGUCUCCGGGACGGCCUCGCCCCCGCCCCAAAACAGCUGUGUGGGGCGGGACCCGGGGGAAGGAACCCUAGACAGCACGGAGCACCCCUCGCCCGUCGUAAGACGUCCCACGAAUAGCGCUGCUGCUGCAGGAUCUACAGGCAUCGAGCCAAAACCGGCCAGCAGCUCCUUCGUGAGUGAGCGGCUGAGGAAACCUGCAGCCACGGUCGGACACAGAUCUCUCGAAGUACUUGAUGUUGACCCCCAGGCAGAAACUGUAGAUGACACUGAAUUUGAUUUCAUCAGUACUGGAGAGUUGGCAAACAGUUCUCCCAGAGUGACCACUCCAGAGCUUCAGGUGGCUCCCGGUGCACCAACAGGUUUGCCUUUGUGUGGAAACACGUCCAUAACAAACCACUUUGAUUGUGCCACUACUGAAGAAGAGGAAGAGGAAGAGCCUCAGAGCAGCAAAAGACAGUUCAGUUCAUCACUGAGUCCAUUGCACAGUUCAGCUCAUAUGCCCAGCAGUUCCUCUGACGGUCCAUUUCUAAGCCCAAGGGGAAGUGGUCUUGUCUUCACACCUAGGAGAACCAAGGAAGAAAUCCUUUAUGCUCGGAUUCUGAGGGAUGAUGACUAUGUGCAGCUUCUGGCAGGAGUAGAACAUAACUGGCUUGUCCAGAGACUGAUGCCUACUGGAAUGUUUAAGUCUAAACAGCUUCAUAAAGCAUACUCUGCUCUUCUUUUGAAAUACUCAAAGAAAACAGGCCUCUGGACAGGCCAGGAAACAUCUGUAUUCAUUGGGGACAAACUGAACGUGGCAAAAGAAGGCAAACAGAGAAAUGCAUUUUGGAUACACUUCCUGCACCAAGAAGAAAGCUUGGGAAGGUAUGUUGGGAAAGAAUAUAAAGAAGAGAAGGGGCUUCUUCAUCAUUUCAGUGAUGUGGAACGACAAAUGACUGCCCAAUACUACGUGACAGAAUUCAACAAAAGGCUGUAUGAGCAAAAGAUCCCUACCCAAAUCUUUUAUAUCCCAUCUGCAGUACUUCUGAUUCUGGAAGACAGAACAAUAAAAGGAUGUGUGAGUGUGGAGCCCUACAUCCUUGGGGAGUUUGUGAAGCUGUCUAAUAACACAAAGGUAGUAAAGAAUGAGUACAAAGCCACAGAAUAUGGUCUGGCCUACAGCCAUUUCUCCUAUGAGUACUCCAAUGGAACGGAAGUUGUUGUUGACCUGCAAGGCUGGGUGACAGGUAAUGGAAAAGGUCUCAUCUACCUCACAGACCCACAGAUUCAUUCUCUUAAUAGCAAAGAUGUUUCCCGCUCUAACUUUGGGAAGAGAGGAAUUUAUUAUUUCUUCAACAAUCAACAUGUGGAAUGCAAUGAAAUCUGCCGUUGCCUUUCUUUAACAAGACCCUCAGUAGAGGCACAAAUUUAGACUCGCACAAGACAGCCAAACGGAGUAUGGCCAAUAAGCUGGGCGGUAUUUUAUCAUUCACACAAUUAAGAACAUGUUGUCUUGGUGAGAAAAGGGCCUCUGAGGUGACAUCUGUGUAAGCACCUGCAACAGUCUGGGAAACAUAGCAUAACACCGGGUAGUACCAUGUUACCAUCUUGAGUACCAUCUGAAAUGUGUUCUUACAACCAUCUGUGAGACUUAACAGAAGAACAUAAAAGAAAGAAGAAAACAGCCUCCAAAAUUCAUUGGAGAUGUACUACAAGACUGUACAAACCUCUAAUGCAUCUACAGACCCAGUUAGGGCAAUAGGCACCAUCUGCUCUUUGGAAACAGAGUACAGAAUGGAGCGAGACAGAGACUUGCGUUUCAGCCAUCCAUAAAAUUCACAGGAAGUUGUAUAAGUGUUUCAAGGAUCAAAUGGCAAUGUUUGGGGCUGAUUGAAAAAUAAAAACAUGAUUUAUUUCA
Gallus gallus (chicken) is the source of this 9428-nucleotide messenger RNA. It is a transcript of the gene ALPK1, whose product is annotated as alpha kinase 1. Gene Ontology annotation, molecular function: ATP binding; protein serine/threonine kinase activity. The transcript has 14 exons. Gene Ontology annotation, biological process: protein phosphorylation. The record is from RefSeq and is a predicted model, not a curated record. The coding region runs from base 5247 to 8942 and encodes 1231 amino acids. NCBI's taxonomy places the organism in Eukaryota, Metazoa, Chordata, Aves, Galliformes, Phasianidae.